Messenger RNA from Mercurialis annua (annual mercury), 4104 nucleotides. RefSeq names its product protein BONZAI 1-like. NCBI's taxonomy places the organism in Eukaryota, Viridiplantae, Streptophyta, Magnoliopsida, Malpighiales, Euphorbiaceae. Gene Ontology annotation, biological process: cellular response to calcium ion. The record is from RefSeq and is a predicted model, not a curated record. Gene Ontology annotation, cellular component: plasma membrane. The transcript is spliced from 24 exons. The coding region runs from base 240 to 3647 and encodes 1135 amino acids. Gene Ontology annotation, molecular function: calcium-dependent phospholipid binding.
ACUAAAAUGAUUUUUUUUUUUAAAUUUCAACAUAAAUGCUAAAAUAAUGAAUAAAACGGUCCAAAGCCCAAUCCUAAGUUCAAAGUAAACAGCCCAAAGGUAGUAUAGAGCCCAUUAAAAUAAGCGAGGCUCCUUCAUUUGGAUGCUAGUUGCUGCAGCGCUCAUCGCCGUUACGCUUAAACUGCAAUUCCGGCGACUCCUGAACUUGAUCUUGAAUUUAAAACCCUGCCUCCUUAAGAAUGAACGUGCAAGAAGAGGGAAAAGAGAAGGAAAUGAACGGAUUUUCUGGUUUUAUAUUUUUGUGCAAUGCAAAAACAAAGCCGGAGUGUUACAUGUACCGCGUUUUUGGGCUUCCAAGGGGGAGGAUUGAAAUUGUAGAGAAGAUUAAACCAGGGAUGGGACUUUUUCUGUUUGAUGUCGAAUCCAAGCUUCUUUAUGGUCCGUAUAGCGCGGCUUCUUCUGGAAAGUUGAACUUGGCGCCUGCUGCUUUUGGUGGGAAGUUUCCUGCACAGGUGAGUUUCCAAAUUUACAAGGAUUGUUUCCCUUUGCCAGAAAGCUCCUUUAAGCAUGCUAUCCAAGAUAAUUACUGCGGGAAGGGAAAAUUCAAGCAAGAACUUAACAACCAGCAAGUAAAGGAUCUCUUGUCAUUGUUUCGUCCACUUCCUAUGCUAGCAUUAGCACCUAAGUCUCCUUCAUUGCCUUGUGCAACCAUGCCUUCGGCAAUGUCAUUCUCAGCCAUAGACAGUCAGUGCCCGACACAAGCAAGUCUUUCAGAAAAUAAUCCUUAUGUAGAUGGAAUGCAACAUAAUCAAAAUAGAUCACUUUUGAAUCCUCAGCAUGAUUAUUAUAGAUCCUUAGUACGAAUCCAUGGAUUAGCGAAUCUACAAGCUACGACACCUCCAACAGUACCUUAUUUGGGGUAUCCAUAUGAUUCUAGAACUAACUAUAGUCAUGCACCACAAGUGGCGGAGAUUCGACCAACAAAUGUUACGACACCUCCAACAGCACCUUAUUUGGGGCAUCCAUAUGAUUCUAGAACUAACUAUAGUCAUGCCCCACAAGUGGCGGAGAUUCGACCAACAAAUUUUCAAGCUACGACACCUCCAACAGCACCUUAUUUGGGGUAUCCAUAUGAUUCUAGAACUAACUAUAGUCAUGCCAUACAAGUGACGGAGAUUCGACCGACAAAUGUUCAAGCUACGACAACUCCAACAGCACCUUCUUUGGAGUAUCCAAAUGAUUUUAGAGCUCACUACAGUCAUGCCCCACAAGUGUUGGAGACUCCACAUAUUGGACAGAGUCUCAUUCCAUUGCAACCUCCUGCUUAUGGAUCCAUGACGGGUUAUGUUCAUCAACCUGUGCAGUAUCAAACUUCACCAGUUCCAACUACUUCAUAUUAUUCAGCAGAUGUUCAACAGGCACACUUUCAAGCAAACUCAUAUAACAGUUAUUUGCCUGGAGGGGAUUUGCUUCCUAAUAAUCAAUACAGCGGUUCAGUGUAUGAGCAGCAUGAGUUGUCUUCACAAAGCAGCCAAGAAAUUGCGCCGCAACAGGGAAAUGCUCUUCAUAACUAUAGUCAGUACUUCCCUACAACCACACAUACUGUACAAAACAUACCAUUGAAGCUCCAAGGAACAACACCUGGACAAGUGCUGAGUAACAUUUCUUACCCUCCAAUACGAUUUACCAGAGCUGUUUUUAGCUGUGGAUUUCCAUGUCAUGUUGCAACAUCAAAUCUUUAUGUCCUCCAGGAAUCCUCAACAGUUGCAGUUGCUUCCAUUAGCCUGAUAUUUUUUUCUCCCUUAAAAGAUUCUUGUUUACUACGCUUCUUUGGAUUUUUUUUGUUGAUCCGAACUUAUAACUGCUAUUCUGAGAGCUGUUUUUGUUGGUGUGCGAUGGGAAAUUGCUGCUCUGAUGAAGCUGGAGGUAGGGCGGCAGUUGGUGGCACCUCCUCUGCUUCCGCUGCUGCUGCUGGUGGCGCCGGCGGUCCUAACGACGCUAUCGAUUUCCUCUUUAAGUCUCGCGGUUUUAGCGGUAUUCACUCUCAGAUCGAGUUGUCUUUUUCAGCAACAAACUUACGUGACCGAGAUGUACUUUCUAAGAGUGAUCCCAUGGUAGUUGUUUAUACAAAAGGAAGAGAUGGGCCGCCCACUGAAGUUUUCCGCAGUGAGGUGAUUCUCAAUUCAUUGAACCCCACAUGGAUUUUGAAAUAUUCUACAACUUUCCAAUUUGAAGUUGUACAGACUCUAGUGUUUUGUGUAUAUGAUGUUGACACUCAAUUUCACAAUGUAGACGUAAAGAUGCUCAAGCUGGACGAGCAGCAGUUUCUUGGUGAGGCAUCUUGUGUUUUGUCGGAGAUUGUGAGCAAAUCAAAUAGGUCACUGACCUUAAAUCUUGUACAUAAAGAAGAUUCUACAAUGUUAAGUCACCCACUAAAAUAUGGGCAGCUUGUGGUGCAUGCUGAGGAAUGUGUUAGCUCAAAGACUACAAUGGAAUUGAUAUUGAAGUGUUCGGAUUUGGAACAUAAGGAUCUGUUCUCAAGAAUUAACCCUUUUGUGAUAAUUUCAAAAGUUGUUGAGAGUGGAAACCCUAUUCCUGUAUGCAAAACAGAAGUCCUAAAGAAUGAUCAGAAUCCAAUUUGGAAACCAAUCUUUUUGAAUGUUCAACAAGUUGGAAGCAAGGAUAGUUUGCUUGUGAUAGAGUGCUAUAACUUCAAUAGUAAUGGCAAGCAUGAUUUGAUUGGAGUUGUUCGAAAAUCCCUAGCACAACUAGAAAUGCUUUGUUCUAGCAAGGGAGGUGAAAAUCUGUUUUUACCCACUGGUGGUGCCCAUGAUCAUCAUAACAAGGUUUUAAAGAGCCAGCUAUUUGUGGACAAGUUUUCUGAAAGCAUUCAAUUCACUUUUCUGGAUUAUCUAAAAGGAGGUUGUGAACUGAACUUCAUGGCUGCUAUUGAUUUCACUGCUUCAAAUGGAAAUCCGCGUCUUCCUGAUUCCUUGCAUUAUAUCGAUCAUUCUGGGCGGCCAAAUGCAUACCAGCAAGCAAUCAUGGAAGUUGGAGAAGUGUUGCAGUUUUAUGACUCAGACAAGCGGUUUCCUGCUUGGGGAUUUGGAGCACGGCCAAUUGAUGGCCCAGUCUCCCAUUGCUUUAACUUGAAUGGAAGCAGUAAUCAUUGUGAGGUUGAAGGAAUUCAAGGGAUUAUGAUGGCAUAUAACAGUGCUCUCUUCAAUGUUUCUUUAGCAGGUCCCACGCUUUUUGGACCCGUGAUAAACACUGCUGCCCUAUUUGCUAGCCAGUCUCUUGCAAAUGGAGGAAAAAAAUAUUUUGUUUUGCUAAUAAUUACAGAUGGAGUUGUAACUGAUCUCCAAGAAACCAAGGACGCCAUAGUAAAGGCUUCCGACCUACCAUUAUCAAUCCUUAUCGUUGGAGUUGGAGGAGCCGACUUCAAAGAAAUGGAGAUUUUAGAUGCUGAUAAGGGAGAGAGACUUGAAAGUUAUACAGGGCGUGUUGCUUCACGUGAUAUAGUUCAGUUUGUACCAUUUCGGAAUGUACAAAGUGGGCAAGAGUCUGUUGUUCAAGCACUUCUAGCUGAACUACCGACCCAAUUUUUGACGUACAUGCGAUCUAAAAGUAUCCAGCCAAAUAUUUGAUUCUAUAAAGAUGAUGUAUAUAUGGAAAACAGUCUUCUUUUUGUGGAUUUCAUGCAAUGAGUCUCGAAGGCCGUCUUGCCAAAUGCAAUCAUGCGUUUUAGGUAACGAGGCCUCAUUCAUCUUACUGGAAGAGGUAGUCGAUGCACUCAUAAACAAGUUUUGGCAAAUCGCCCAUUCCUCAUUUACAUCGCCUCCAGCUUGCAACGGUGGCUGUUAUUGCAGCGGGAGAAGUUUGUUGUUUUGCUUAGAAAAAUGAAGUUGGAUUCAACUAUAGAAGAACAGGCGAAGGAUCGGAUGUGCAUAGAGCUGCAAAGCAAAUUCAAAAAGUGAACAAAGUAAGAUCUAUGGUUACCGUAUCUUGAUUGUUUUACUUGCUUAUAUUGAUUCUUUUUUGUGACUUAUUCAGAUAUUUAUUAUUAUAUGAUCCGAAGAAGUGUAUUUUUUUUCUAUUUGAACA